Molecule: messenger RNA, 2877 nt
Organism: Hermetia illucens (black soldier fly)
Lineage: Eukaryota; Metazoa; Arthropoda; Insecta; Diptera; Stratiomyidae
Product: zinc finger protein 271-like
Exons: 5
Coding region: 376-2817 (813 amino acids)
Biological process (GO): regulation of transcription by RNA polymerase II
Cellular component (GO): nucleus
Molecular function (GO): RNA polymerase II cis-regulatory region sequence-specific DNA binding; DNA-binding transcription activator activity, RNA polymerase II-specific; zinc ion binding
Source: RefSeq, a predicted model, not a curated record
AGAAAUCUUUUUAAAUAAUAGAAAACAUGUUUAUUGCUUGAACCAGUAACCGACCAAAAUUCAAUUGCAAACUAUUGCCGAUGCACCUAAUUUCGAUGGUCUUGCAAUGCCUUAACACCAUUUUUAGAACCACUGUACUGUUUGUUUUGACAGACAGCGUUCCACACCACUGCCUUGUGGGAACGUACAAAAGAAACUAUUCAACAUUCUGCGAACCGCAUAGUUCAACGCACCUGUGCCUUCCACUGGAUAACGUUUCGCACACUGACACUUCAUGUUCCACUUUUUGACGUACCCGUUGGUUCCAUGACCAUUCGCGUCAUAAUUAUUGUUUGCCGCAAUCAACACACUGGAUACUUUUAAAUUCUGCGGAAAAUGUCUAUUGUGGAUGCGAUAAAUCUGAAUUUAAAUAAGAUAUGUCGGGCAUGCUUGCUUCACAAUGAUAAUAUGAACGAAUUGAAUGGAGUGGUUGAAAGUGCUCAAAUGUCACUAGGCGACUUGUUGUUGGCAUGUUCGAAGGUCACAGACCAGAAGUACAUGCCCACCCUGCUAUGCCUGGAAUGCACCAGCCAACUGAUAAAUGCCUACAAUUUCAAAGUGAAAUGCGAAGAAAACGACAGAAUCCUUACCAACUACUUGACCGGACUGAAAAACAGCCCUAGUUACGUUUACGACGAACUGUCGCAGGACCCCAUCGACAUUAAAGUUGAGAUAGAUGAUGAUAGGACCCCAAAUGACCAGGACCAGAGCUUGGAGAUCUGUCGAGUUGAAGAAGGUGAAAACACUAUGGCUCCUAGCGUGUGUGAUGAAAUGAACGAAGACGACAAAGGCAAUUUGAAGGUUUCCAUAUCAUUCUCGGAUGAAAUUACGCCCGACGCCAAGAACAGGUACCGUUGUGAGGUUUGCAGGAAUGCAUAUAAUCAUAAGAAAUCCCUAAUUCGACACAUGAACAAAGUACAUAGAGCUAAUAUCUCGAAUCGCUGUAAAAUCUGCAAUAAGGUGUACGCUAAAGGGGCGCAGCUUGAAGCUCAUAUGGAAACACACAUGCAAAAUCAAAUAUUUAGUUGUGGGAUCUGUGGCGAAACUUUUGAUUCCGAGCAAAUGUGGAAAAUCCACCGAGAAAUGCAUUCAAAAUUACGGCAACGAAAAAAUAAGACUGAAAACAAAAAGGAAACCACAGCGAAACCAAAUGAAGUGGAUUACUCUCUUUGUUUGCCAAACGGAUCAAAAAGUAUCCAGUGCAAAAUAUGCUCUCUAGAAUUAGGUAAAAUAGCAAAGCUGAAAGAACAUAUGACACAACACACAACCGUCAAUUCGUUUAAUGAAAUCAACAUGACUAGUGAGUGGAAGAUGACACUUGGAUUAACCAAGUCCACUAGUUACGAAGAAAUUAUAAAUUAUAUAAUAAAAUCCAUAGAAGAAGGAUCUUUGUCAAACUUCUACUCUAUCUCUACCAAAUCUGGAAAUGAAUUAUCAAUUAGUGAUUCAGAGACCGAAUCAGAUUCCGAUGAUCAACCGUUCACUGAUUACUCGCGUUCUGUUUACAAAUGUGAAAUUUGUUGUAAGAUAUUUGAACGCCGUUAUAAAAUUCUAUUCCAUCAGCAAACGGACCAUUCCGGAGACGAAUUGAAAUACCAAUGCCCAAAGUGUUCGUGGAAAUUUAUAAGUAGUAAAUUGCUUAACGACCAUUUAAGGACGCUUUGUAACAACGAGAACAAACGAUAUUCCUGUGAUGAAUGCGGCAUGAAGUUCACAUGGAGUGAAAACCUAAUUGCUCACCAAAAUGUGCGUCAUUGUGUUGCGGAAAUUAAGAAAUCUAGAAAAGAAAUUACCAAGGAUAAGAAAUAUGUUUGUGAGGUAUGCAAUAAAGUGUUUGUUCGAAGUGAGCACCUCGAUCGUCAUAAAAGCGUGCAUUUACCACCGAAUCUCAGGCGUUUUGAAUGUGAAGUAUGUCACAAGAGAUUUAAUCGUAGAGAUAACAUGCGUUCACACAUGCGAGUACAUGAACGCGGCAAUCGCGCUGAUCGUGAAAAUGGAGGGGGGAAAUGUGAUGCCGAAGGUAGGCAUCAUCUAUGUGUCUAUUGUGGUCGAGGAUUUACGAAUUCAUCAAAUUUGAUUGUACAUAUGCGCAGACAUACUGGAGAGAAGCCGUAUAAGUGCGAUUUGUGUGGCAAGGGUUUUCCGAGGUCUUCUGAUUUGGCAUGUCAUCGCAGAACCCACACAGGAGAGAAACCGCAUUUAUGUACAGUGUGCGGAAAAGGUUUUUCCAGAUCCAAUAAGCUUGUUCGACAUUUACGAAUUCACACUGGAGUUCGACCCUAUAAGUGCACCUAUUGUGAUCGUGCCUUUACACAAUCAAAUGACUUAACAUUACAUAUUCGUAGACAUACAGGCGAUAAACCAUAUGUGUGCGGAGUUUGCGGUGAUCGCUUCAUACAGGGUACAGCUUUACAGGCACAUCGUCGAAUGAAGAGCCAUUUUGAAGGUCCCGAAAACGACGCCCCGUUCGCUAGUAUGAGUAUGAACAAUCCAAAUCGUUAUAACUCACAAAAUCGUGUAGAUCGAAUAGGCUUGCCAAACCGGGAACCAAUAGAACCCAUCGAAAUCAAACCAGUAGGGAGAGCUGGUAAUUCGAAAAUGCCUUGUACUUCAAAUAGUGGUGAUAACGUUUUAUUUACGAAUAAUAUUAUAGAGGCGAGUGUGGAAAAUAUUGGAGAUUGUAAUAUAGUUAGUCUAGUACCUGCGCAAAUACAAAUUCAAGAGUACCUUACUGUACCAGGAAUUGCGUAUUCUUCAGAGUUGCAGACUUUACAGUAACAUUUUUUAGGUUAAAAAUGUUUGAUACAUUAUACGCAUCAAAUAUAAGUUUAAUUUGGA